Messenger RNA from Corticium candelabrum, 618 nucleotides. RefSeq lists its product as uncharacterized. The transcript is spliced from 3 exons. Bases 1 to 618 code for a protein of 205 amino acids. Lineage: Eukaryota; Metazoa; Porifera; Homoscleromorpha; Homosclerophorida; Plakinidae. The record is from RefSeq and is a predicted model, not a curated record.
AUGCGUUUUUCGACAUUGAGAGGGAACAAUUAUCAGAUUUGGGUACUACAAGUCAUUGAAAAGGCUGUAGAGCACAGAUCCAACUUACAUAUUUGUUUUGUUGACCUGUCAAAAGCAUUUGACUUUGUACCAAGGCACACUCUCACUAACAUUCUCAAAUAUUCUGGUAUAGAAGAUGCAGUGGGGGAAUCUCAUCAAGCCAGAAGUAUGCGUGAGAGUCUGGACAAGGUUAAGGGUGGUGGCAUUGAGGUUGCUUACAGAUUAGAUGGUGGCCUAUUCAUGAACUGUCGAGUAAAACCUGAAAGAACACAUAAGAGCAAAGCUUCCAUGUAUGCUGAUGAUUUGGCUAUAAUAGGUACAUCAAAUAGUGAGUUGCAACAGAUGGUGAAUGCUUUCCAUGAUGCUUGUAUGAAAUGGGGUAUGAGUAUUAACACGGGAAAAAUUAAAAUCUUGAGCAUUGGUGGUGAAGAGGCAAUCAUCUUGAUAGCUGGUCGUGUUGUGGAGAAUGUUUCUGAAGUUUGCUAUAUGGGCAACGUUGUGACUAAGUUUGGGGAUUGUCACACAGAGGUUGUUGAACAUAUUCAGAAAGCUAGCAGGACAUUUUUCUUGGAAACUUAG